AUGGGCAGGGAAUCCGUCCAAAAAAGUGGGUUUAUACGUCACAGGGCUUUUCAUGGACUUUUAAAGCGGGGAAGCAGCAAGGGUAGCAUGAAAACAAACAACGCGUUUAAGGGAUACAGAAAAUGGUGGAAGUGCUCCCCGAAGGAACUAAAACCGGACCCCAAGCACAGAAGUGGCCAUAGGGUUAUUUAUGGGGCAGAGAUAUCAGUUGCGGCGGCCCUCGUAUUGUGCUUUGCGAUGUUGAUGCUGCUAUUGAUGGUGAAAGAAGUGGGGCUAACAACGAGACACUGCGCCAGGUGGGAAUUUUGGACUCUCCUUGCAAGCGGUGGACGAAGCUCAGUGAUCCGACUGGCACGCGACGCGGGAUCUCGUAUCCUUCAAUGGAUAUAA
Lachancea thermotolerans CBS 6340 is the source of this 390-nucleotide messenger RNA. RefSeq names its product KLTH0G09966p. Bases 1 to 390 code for a protein of 129 amino acids. Lineage: Eukaryota; Fungi; Ascomycota; Saccharomycetes; Saccharomycetales; Saccharomycetaceae. The record is from RefSeq and is a predicted model, not a curated record. The transcript has a single exon.